This is a messenger RNA of Lindgomyces ingoldianus, 1422 nucleotides long. RefSeq names its product chromate transporter. Lineage: Eukaryota; Fungi; Ascomycota; Dothideomycetes; Pleosporales; Lindgomycetaceae. The record is from RefSeq and is a predicted model, not a curated record. The transcript is spliced from 4 exons. The coding region runs from base 1 to 1422 and encodes 473 amino acids. Gene Ontology annotation, biological process: chromate transport. Gene Ontology annotation, molecular function: chromate transmembrane transporter activity.
AUGUCAACAUCUCCACCGACACUGGAUAAGAAUAAAACCGACAUUGAAUCCCAGUCUGGCAUACAUAUAACGCCAGUCGACAAUGCGGAAUCCUCUACCUCAGCAACACCGACGGCAGAAGAAGUCGACUUAGGCGAAUCGAACGUCCCCAAGCUCUCCCUCCCCCACCUCUUCUGGUUUUUCUUCUACAACUUCGGCCUUUUCGCCUGGGGUGGUCCAGUCGCGCAAAUCGCACUCAUCAAAGAUCGCCUCGUCAUAAAGGAUCAAUGGAUCUCCCUCGAGCGCUUCCAACGCGUCUUUGCUGUCUACCAAAUCCUCCCUGGUCCUGAGGCAGCAGAACUUUGCAUGUUCUUCGGGUGUCUGAGUAAUGGGAGACUUGGGGGCAUUGUUGCUGGGUUGGCAUUUAUCUUGCCUGGGUUUGUGUUGAUGUUGGUGGCGAGUUAUGUGUAUAGUUUGGCCGGUAUGGACAAUAAGUGGUUUAAUGCGAGUUUUAGAGCGCUGCAACCAGUUGUUGCUGCUAUGAUUUUCAGAGCCACGCAUAAAAUCGCGGAUCACUCGCUCCAUAAACCAGAAUCCAAGAAGACGGAUCCUUUCCUCGUCAUUAUUGCAAUCUGUACUAUGAUCAACAGCGCUCUUCGGCUAAACAUCCUCAUCUCCCUCGCUCUCUACGGAGUAAUCUACACCCUCAUAUCUCGCCGUCUAUGGAUUCCUGCCGCCAUCCUCUUCCUUGCCCAAUACAUCGGCUACACCCUCUACGUAAUCUUCCACGGUAUCCCUUCCCCUGUCUCCCUCGCCCUAGGCAUCGCUCCCACACCCUCUCUCCUCCACCUCUUCCUUCUCGGCCUUGUCGCUGGUACGCUUUCAUUCGGCGGUGCAUAUACUGCGAUUCCUUUCAUUCAGGUUGAAGCUGUGUUGAAAGGUGGGUGGCUGUCACAACGCGUGUUUAUUGAUUGCAUUGCAAUCGGAAACGUGCUGCCUGCGCCGUUGGUGAUUUUCGCGACGUUCGUGGGGUUUCAGGGGGGGAUGAAAGAUGGGGGUUUGGGAGUAGCGUUUGCGGGCGCGGUGAUUAUUACCCUGGGAAUGUUUUUCCCGUGCUUUGUUUUUACGAUUGCGGGACACAAAGUUUUGGAGAAGCUGGUUUAUAAUAAGUUCCUAGCUCCUUUUUUCACCGGCCUUUGUGCCUCCGUCAUUGGCGUAAUCGCAGUCAUCGCCUUCCAAAUCCUAAAACCAGCGAUUGAGGGGUCAAUGGAGAGUUUUUCGAUUGUGCCGACGGAGCAUGCGAUUCAGAAGGCGAGCGAGAGUGGGAUUGCGGCGGUGUUGUAUGCAGUCAGUUUAGGGGUUUUGUAUAAGUUUAGCGGGAAGUGGGUGGUGGUUGUUAUGGUGGUGGUAGCGGCUGUUAGUGGGCAGUUUUUGUUUAUUUAA